UCGUCGUUUUUUUUUCCAUGCUGCGUCACCUGGUGACCACGGUCCAACUUAUCGUGAACGCGCGACUCCUUUGCGUCGUUGCAGUUGCAUUGGGCGUUGGCUUUUCGGGAGUCUUCUUUCCAGUAAAAGUAAAUCGUUUCUGGUUUUUGGUCGAUGACUGUUAAAUUGUUUAUUAUUUUCUGUUCGGCGACGAUUUUCACGUUCACUCCGGCGUUCAGCAGAUAUCAUCCACGCAAGGUUUUUAUAACUUUGAUUCAGUUGUAAAACAACAAGAAUAGUCGUCACGCUACGUCAACAUUCCGACGGUAAACACGACCCUAUCGAUUAUUCAGAUUUAAGUCAAUAAGCCGUUCAAUUAAAAGAAGAAAAAAGAAAAAUUAAUACAGUGACUAUGAAUAACUAUAUUACUGAUGAAAGUUGUAUCAAUAUGCUGAAUUCUUUCCGGACUUGUGAUCUCAGAGCUCUAUUGGAAGCUUUCGACGAUACAUUUAUAGGCGGAGACAGAGAUGAAUUAAAAAGCCGGGCAAUUGAAUUAUUAAAGACUGAUACAACUCAUUUUAUCCCAAUCACUCACCAUAAAUAUAAAUCUAAGAUAUUUAAAAUGCAUGAGUCUUUGCCUACGACCACUUAUAUAAAAAUAGAAUGUGGUUAUGAACCAAUACAAAUGGAUCAAGCUGAAUCAACUCGGGUUAUACCUCAAAUUCAAAGAGACAAACGUAAAAACUCAAUUGAUGAAAAUGCUGUUCCUGCAAAGAUCAUGGUUGAUAGUAAUAUUCAGUAUACGGCCAACCGUCAACAAUCAGUUAUUACUGCAGUAUCAUCUCAAAUGCCCUUAAAUAUCAAUGAGGUGUCAAAAAAUGUUAAUAACGAUAAAUUGAAUAAUGAGAAGGAUAAGUCUUUCGCCUUAUUUUCAACCCAUCUCAAGUUCAAAAGUUUGCCAUUUUAUAAUAACAUUUACGAAGUUAUCAAGCCAAGAAUUCUAAGUGAUUCGCCAAAAUUUGCGAAUGGAGAGAAAAUCAAAUUUGCUCUGUCAUCUGAUCACGUCAAACUUCUCAACAAGAUUUCAAACAUUGACACUAGAAAAAAUAAAAAUACUUUUAAAUUACAAAUUAGAAUUUGUGAGCUGAAAAAAAAUUUUUACAUGUUUUCACAAUGUUUUUCACAUGAGGUAUCAGAUUGUUUUCCUCCUGGUCUUGAAAUUAGUUUUGGUACUGGAUCAAAUAUAUUUCUACCUAUUGAUUCGAGAUCAGGAACUGAACGUAGACCAUCUGCAGAACCUAUUGAUUGUACUAAAUUUGUAAUAUCUACUUCAAGCAUUGAAGAUACUCUCAAUAUAAAGUGGACUCCUAACGGAAAUAGAUAUGUUCUGAAAAUGUGUGUUGUACAACUAUUGACUGCCAAAGAUUUGUUGGAAAGUAUUCUAAAAAAUAGUAGAAGAAGUUCAGAAAAGACCAAAGUUGAUAUAAUUAAAAUGUUUGCAAAAUGUAAUUCAGAUUUGAUCACUACGUAUUAUUGUGUUUCCUUGGUGUGUCCACUAAGUAAACUCAGAAUGAAUAUACCUGCAAAAUCAGCCAAUUGUCGUCAUUUAAAAUGUUUCGAUGCUUAUACAUUUCUUAAAAUGAAUGAAAAUAAGCCAACAUGGAGAUGCCCAAUAUGUUAUAAACCUUGCUUGUUCAAAGAUAUAAUAAUAUUUGAUUAUUUUUUGGAAAUUCUCAGGAAUCCAAGACUAAAUGGCUCUACAGAUAUAAUGCUUUUAUCAAAUGGUACAUGGUAUGUAUAUGAAGAUACGAGUAAUACAAUUAAUUCGAUGGGUAUUACUUAUGAUUCUGACAUUAUAUGUUUGGAUGAUUAAAAAUCCAUUGUUUGAGUUGGAAAAAGAACAAGAUAAUGAGAUCAGGUUUGCUCAUGCUGUAUAUUUAAAUCCAGAUGUUUUUUUUUUAAAUAAGGCACAAGAUUUAUAAUAGCUACAACAAUCUGUUAUUAGAUUUUCAGUUCCUAACUAGUAGAAGUUAUUGAAAUAAAUUAUUUAUCUCCUCAAGUUCAAAAGUUGCCAUUUUAUGAUAAUAUUUACGAAGUUAUCAAAUCAAUAGUUCUAAAUGAUUCACCAAAAUGUAUUCAUAAUCAGGCCCGGCGCGAGGGUAAGGCGACUCAGGCGGUCGCCUAGGGCGCCAUUUUCAGGGGAGCGCCGAAAUUGCUUUUUACAAUUUUGCACACUUUUGUUAGUAAUUUUUUUUAUUAAAUAUAAAAUUCCUAAAACUUUGUAUUGAAAUAUAGAUAAUUAUUAUUAUGG
This is a messenger RNA of Melanaphis sacchari, 2290 nucleotides long. RefSeq names its product E3 SUMO-protein ligase PIAS1-like. Gene Ontology annotation, molecular function: transcription coregulator activity; zinc ion binding; SUMO ligase activity. The record is from RefSeq and is a predicted model, not a curated record. The coding region runs from base 392 to 1852 and encodes 486 amino acids. Gene Ontology annotation, biological process: protein sumoylation; regulation of transcription by RNA polymerase II. The transcript is spliced from 3 exons. Lineage: Eukaryota; Metazoa; Arthropoda; Insecta; Hemiptera; Aphididae.